AUGGUCGGAUCAACUCGGUCCAAUUGAACGCGUUGCGUCGCGUAAAUAGAAAUCCUUGGCUGAUCCUUGAUUGGAAGACGACUAGGCCGCACCAUGCAGAACCGACAGAAUCCCAAUCGGGAGAUCAGCAUUCCCAGCUUCACCUCAAUAUGCGGCGCGCGCCGGCCAUGCGAGAAGAUGAAGAUGCAGUACACCCGUCCCAAACCAGACGUCCUGCACAGUAUCCUGCAAUCGAAGGCCAAUCCCGACUACAAGGCCCGCCGCCUCUGGUAUGAACUGAACAUGCCCGAAUGCGCCAGCUCCCUGCUGGACGGCAAGAUGCAGUCCGACCUGCCCGACAGCAUCCUCUGCCCCAAGAAACAGAAGACCGGCAAGAAAGGACAAAAGCGCGAUACAGCGCCCAAGGCCAACUACAUGACCAUGCGCCUGGAGCGGGAGCACUUCCGCCGCAAGCUGGUCGAGCUCAUCCUCCACAUGGACGAUGACCAGGACCCUAACGCUGGCACAAGCUUUCCCGACAAGGAUGAGCGGGAGGUGCUGCGAUAUUACUACUAUAUUAAGCACGGCAUAGACACCAUCCAUGUGUCGCCGUUGAGCAAAAAAAUCUUAAAGAGAGUCACCGAGCUGGUGCCACCGGUGCUCUUCAAAUGGCAGUCCGCCCUGAACGAGAACAUCGCGGAGGUGCGGGCGGACUAUGUGUUCGCCAUGAAGAAGGCUGUCGUGGACUUUGUCCUGCGCCACACUGUCCUGGACCGGCUGACCAAGGAGGGUGGUGUGGGCAAGGUGGAAACACCAGAACGAGCAGAGGUUAAGAAAAUGACCAAUUUCUGGCGUUAUCGCUAUGAUGAGAAUCGCAAUGUCCUGAUGAAGACCCUCUUCUGCAUACAUCGAAGUGUGGCCAACAUCCUGGAGCUGUGGAGCAUCAAGUACAAGGACACCACCUUCAUCAAUAGCAAGGAACUGGGCAAGAACGAGGCACCGUUCGCCCUAUUCGCUUUUGUGUAUGCUUGUGGAGCCAACAUCGAUGCCGGCAAGACCUUGCUGGAGGAGAGUUGGUACGGCGAGAUCCACUCCUCCCUGCUGAAGGCUAGCAAACGCGGCCAGUUGCCAGACAUCCGGCGCUUCACCCUGGUGAAGAGAUUCUUCAACUGUGUCGCCGCUCUGAUGACCCAGCAGCUGGAGGACAUUUGCAUACGGAGCCUCAAGGCCUACGCAGACUUCAUCUGCGACUAUGGACACUCCAAUCCAGGCUUCGAGAUAAGUGUGAUCUUGGCCGACGAGGACACGAUACAAUUCAACCCAAGUUUUUCCAAGAUUCAGAGCGAACUCCUGCGUGUGAUUGACUCAAUCCUGCAGAGCAUUCAGAUGCAUCCGCGGAUCGAGAGCAAACUAUAUACAGACUUGGUGGUGUCCAAGAAGAUUUUCCUCACUCCCAACGUGCCGGACAGUAUUGUCCAGGAGACAAAGAACCGAAUUUGCGCCAUGCUGGAGGAGCAGCGCAUCGGUCCGGAGCUGCGUCUGCAGGACUUUGAUCCCUUUAUUGACCUCAUUAACGGCAGUGAUGCGGAGCGGGUGGCCAACUUCAUGGAGAGCGAGGCCACCUUCGAUCAGUAUUCGGAGAUGGUGUACGAGUACCGGGAGAAGGAGGAUCGCAUUGCCAAAGAGGUGUGGGCUGUUAUCCGGAUGGGAUUCUACGAGUUCCAUCGGGACAAGUUUAUUACUCAUUUAGAGACCCUAUGCCGGCAGCUGCAGUUGGAUUUGUUGGCCAGAAUGGUCACUGAUCAGCAGGCCAGGAUCUCGCGGUUGGGCAAGGAAUACGAUGCCAUUGCCAAGAAGGCUCUGACUGUGCCGAAGGACACGGCUGAGCUGAUGGAGCUGAAGGCGUAUGUGGUACACGCCGAGGAGAAUCUUGCGCCGGAAAUGGAAGCCAGACUGAAGGUGAACAUGGGCGAAAUCCUUUGGUUGAUGGAUCACACGCUGUACUCUCCGCUGGAGAUCAAGAACAACAGCAACUCCUUCCAGUGGUACCUGAAGUUGCCCUCCAUCUUCGAGCAGCAUCGUGCCAUCAUAGCCGAGAAGAUAAUCGAGUACCAGGAGCUGCUGAAGAAGCGCAUCGAGCUGUUCCGCCGAGAAUUGCAGACCUACUACGAACAGGUCCAGACCUACGACACCUGGGGCGACUUUAAGCAGCUCAGCCGGUACAAGAAGCGAGCUGGGGUCCUGGAUCAGCGCCUGGUACAGGCCAUGGAGACCAUCGAUCAGAUCAACGAGGAGGAGACCUCCUACGGCUGGGACCUCUCCCAGUACCCGGUGCGCAAGAAGGCCCACGACCAGCUGAAACCCUACAAGACGCUGUUCGACGCGGGUCAGGACUUCAUGGACAAGUGGGACCUGUGGAUGCACUCCCAAGUGGGCUCGUUCGAUCCCGACGAGAUAGACACGGAUGUCUCGAACUUCUACCGCGUCAUCCAGAAGCUGGAUAAGCAGAUGGGCGAGCACCCCAUGACCAUGCAGCUCAUCCAGGACGUCAAGAACCAGAUCGAAGCCUUCCGCGAACACAUGCCGAUCAUCAACACUCUGGGCAACCCGGGCAUGAAGGCUCGCCAUUGGGAGCUCGUGUCGGAGAUUAUCGGGUUCCCCAUCAAGGUGUCGCCCGAGCUCACGCUGGAGAAGAUCAUCGAGUACCAGCUGGACGAGUAUGUGCCCAAGUUCGAGGCCAUUUCGGAAAGUGCCACCAAGGAGAACAACCUGGAGCGAGCAAUGGCCAAGAUGGUCAACGAAUGGGAAGGCGUGGAGUUCUCCGUUUCGCCCUACAGGGAUUCUGGAACCUUCAAGCUGGCUGCCGUGGACGACAUCCAAAUCCUGCUGGACGAUCAAAUAAUCAAGACCCAGACCAUGAAGAGUUCUCCCUACAUCAAACCCUUCGAGGCGGACAUAAUCAAGUGGGAGGCCAAGCUCAUGCUGCUGCAGGAGAUUCUGGACGAGUGGCUGCGCGUGCAAGCCACCUGGAUGUAUUUGGAGCCCAUCUUCAGCAGCCCGGACAUUCAACAGCAGAUGCCCGAGGAGGGACGACGAUUCAGUGCCGUGGAUAAGAUAUGGAAAGAGUUGAUGAAACAGGUGGCCAGCGAUCCGAAAGUCAUGGUCGUGGUGCAGAUCGACAAGAUGAACGACAAGCUCAAGAAGGCCUACAGCCUGCUGGAGGUCAUCCAGAAGGGUCUCAACGCCUACCUGGAGAAGAAGCGUCUGUACUUCCCUCGCUUCUUCUUCCUCUCGAACGACGAGUUGCUGGAGAUCCUGUCCGAGACGAAGGACCCUAUGCGUGUCCAGCCUCACCUAAAGAAGUGCUUCGAGGGCAUCGCCACGCUCAACUUCACGGAGGAGCUGGACGUCACGGCCAUGCGAUCCUCGGAGCGCGAGGAGGUUAUCCUGGUGGACAUCAUCUCGACAUCAAAGGCCCGUGGCCAAGUGGAGAAGUGGCUGCUCGAGUUGGAGAUCGACAUGAAGAAGAGUUUGCAUCACAAGGUCUCAGAGGCCUUCUACAGCUAUGUGAAGAUGGUGCGACACGUUUGGGUGCUCACCUGGCCUGGCCAGAGUGUCCAGUCCAUUUCGCUGACCUACUGGACUCUGGAGAUCACCGAGUGCUUCGAGAGUGAAGAUCCCAAAGGCAACCUAGCCAAGUAUCUGCAAAAGUGCAUCCAGCAGAUCAACAAGAUUGUGGACUUGGUGCGCGGAGACCUCAACACCCAGAAUCGGAUUACUCUGGGCGCACUCGUGGUGCUGGAUGUCCAUGCCCGCGAUGUGCUGGCCGAAAUUGUGGCUAAUGGAGUGGAGGAUUUGCAGGACUUCCAAUGGCUUUGCCAGCUGCGUUACUACUGGGAGGAUAACAACCUGGACACACGCAUGAUCAACUGCUCGCUGCCCUAUGGCUAUGAGUACCUUGGAAACACUCCUCGUCUGGUGGUCACUCCGCUGACGGAUCGUUGCUACCGCACCUUGUUUGCAGCCCUGAAUCUGCAUUUGGGCGGUGCUCCCGAAGGUCCUGCCGGCACUGGCAAGACGGAGACUACCAAGGAUUUGGCCAAGGCCGUUGCCAAGCAGUGUGUUGUGUUCAAUUGCUCCGAUGGCUUGGAUUACCUAGCCCUGGGUAAGUUCUUCAAGGGAUUGGCUUCUUGUGGAGCCUGGUCCUGCUUCGACGAGUUCAACCGCAUCGAUCUGGAGGUGUUGUCGGUGGUGGCUCAGCAGAUUCUAACCAUUCAGCGGGGCAUCAACUCUGGUAGUCCUACGCUGAUCUUUGAGGGCACCACCUUGACGUUGGAUCCCACUUGUGCCGUGUUUAUUACCAUGAAUCCAGGUUACGCUGGAAGAUCCGAAUUACCAGACAACUUGAAGGCACUGUUCCGUUCCGUGGCCAUGAUGGUGCCGGACUAUGCUUUGAUCUCUGAGAUCGAAUUGUACUCCUACGGUUUCCUUACCGCCAAGCCGCUUUCCGUAAAGAUCGUGGCCACCUAUCGACUCUGUUCGGAGCAGUUGAGUACCCAGUGCCACUACGAUUACGGAAUGCGAGCCGUAAAAUCUGUACUGAAAGCAGCCGGUGCCUUGAAGCUUCGCUACCGCGACGAAAACGAGAAUAUUCUAGUGUUGCGCUCCAUCAAGGACGUCAAUUUGCCAAAGUUCUUGAACCAGGAUAUUCCCCUCUUCCAGGGCAUCACCUCCGAUUUGUUCCCGGGUACUGUGUUACCCGAAGCGGACUAUGUCCUCUUCAAUCGUUGCACCCAGCAAGCCUGCGAGAAACAAAACAAACAAUGUACUCCUUUUGUUUUGGAGAAAGUUCAACAGUUGUACGAGAUGAUCGUGGUGCGACAUGGCCUGAUGUUGGUGGGCUAUCCUUUUGGCGGGAAAUCUACAACGUACCGUGUCCUAGCAGAGGCACUGGAAUGCAUGGAGAAGACGGAUGGUUCCGAGAACAAAGCCAUUUACACGGUGAUCAACCCAAAGGCUAUUACCAUGGGCCAGCUGUACGGCCAGUUCGAUGCGGUGUCCCAUGAGUGGAGCGAUGGCAUUCUGGCGGUCAACUAUCGAAUCUUUGCCGUGUCGGAUUCGCCGGACCGCAAGUGGCUGAUCUUCGAUGGGCCGGUGGACGCCAUUUGGAUCGAGAACAUGAACACUGUACUGGACGACAACAAGAAGCUCUGUCUGAUGUCCGGCGAGAUUAUCCAGCUAUCAAACACCACGAAUCUGGUGUUUGAGCCCAUGGACUUGGAGGUGGCCUCCCCGGCCACAGUGUCCAGAUGCGGAAUGAUCUAUCUGGAGCCUAGUUCAUUGGGAUGGGAGCCUUUGGUGGCCUCGUGGAAGAACACUCUGCCCGCCGCCUUCCACACGGUCAGCAAGCAACUGAUAUCGAUGCUGGUCUCACGCUUCUGCCCCAUCCUGCUGUACAUUGUGCGGAAAGGCUUGAGGGAGAUCGCCCCCACGUCGGACGCCAACCUAAUGGUCAGCCUGAUGAACUUCUUCGAGUGCUUCAUAGACGACUUCAGGGACGAGAAGUAUGUGGCUAACAUAUCGGACUUGGAUUUCCGGGCCCAGACCGAGGGUAUAUUCCUGUUCUCUUGCAUUUGGGCCCUCGGCGGAGCCUUGGAUGCUGACAGCCGUGAGAAGUUUAACAUUGUGUUCAGAGCUCUCAUGGAGAAGACGUUCCCGGAAAGUCUGUACGAGAUGUAUGGUGUCACCGAGGACCUCUACGUGGAGACCCUGCCCAAGCCGUUCAUAUUCCCGAUACCCAAGCAGGGUUCGGUGUUCGAUUAUAGGUACAUCAAGGAGGGCAAGGGCAAGUGGAAGCCUUGGCAGGACGAUGUCAACUCGGCGCCGCCCAUUCCUCGCGAUAUUCCCGUCAAUCAGAUCAUCAUCCAAACCAACGAGAGCGUUCGAAUCGGUGCUGUUUUGGACCUCCUGGUGCGCCACGGAAAGCCCCUGAUGUUGGUGGGCCCCACCGGCACAGGGAAGAGUGUCUACGUGAUCGACUACAUGCUGAAGAAAAUGGAUUUGUCCGUAUACAAGCCCCUGCUGAUCAGUUUCUCGGCCCAGACCUCCGCCAACCAGACACAGGACAUCAUCAUGUCCAAGUUGGACAAACGACGGAAGGGCGUCUUCGGUCCACCGCUCAACAGCCGUUUCGUGAUCUUCGUGGACGAUGUUUCCAUGCCUUUGAAGGAGAACUACGGCGCCCAGCCUCCCAUUGAGCUGCUCCGGAUGAUGCUCGACCACAUGAUGUGGUACGACCGGAAAAACAUAAUCCCCAUGAAACUGAUUGAUCUGCAGAUGAUCACGGCCAUGGGUCCUCCUUCCACAGGCAACACGGUGACGCCUCGUUUCCAGCGAUUCUUUAACGUUAUAGGCAUCGAUGACUUCAACAACGAGAUCAUGACCACGAUUUUCAGUAAGAUCGUCCUCUGGCACUUGGACACUAGGGGCUUCUCCAAGGAGUUCGAUCCUUGCAUUGACGAGAUCGUGGGUGCCACUCUGACCAUUUACAAUGACGCCAAACUGAAUCUGCUUCCCACCCCCGCCAAGUCGCACUAUCUCUUCAACUUACGCGAUUUCUCGAGGGUUAUUCAGGGGGUUCUGCUGUCCGUGCCGGAGGCGACCGAGGAUGUGAACUCCAUGCGGCGACUGUGGGUGCAUGAGGUGCUGCGGGUGUAUGGCGAUCGUUUGGUGGAGGAUGGGGAUCGUACCUGGCUGUUCGAAAACCUUUGCUCCACAGUGAAGAGCUCCUUCAAUACGGAUCCCUCGCGGCUGUUCGGCCGCUUGGUGGAGAAGGACAAACAGCUGCAGGAGUCCGACUUCCGGCAGCUUAUCUACUGUGACUUCACCAACCCGAAGGCGGACACCAAGAACUAUGUGGAGGUGCAGGACCUGGAGGAACUGCGGCGUGUGGUUGAGGCGUAUCUGGUGGAGUAUAACAACAUGUCGAAGAAGCCCAUGAAUCUGGUGCUUUUCCGCUUCGCCAUUGAGCAUUUGUCGCGCAUAUGCCGCAUCAUAAAGCAGCCGAGGAGCCAUGCUCUGCUCAUCGGGGUCGGAGGAUCCGGACGCCAGAGCUUGACUCGAUUGGCUUCGCAUAUAUGCGACUAUGAGCUGUUCCAGGUGGAAAUCACGCGAUUGUAUGGGCCGUACGAAUACCACGAGGACAUCAAGGCCAUCCUACGCAAAAUUGGGGCAUCCGAGAUGCACGGCGUCUUCCUCUUUACGGACGUUCAGAUCAAAGACGAAUCCUUCCUGGAGGACAUCAACAAUUUGCUCAACUCCGGCGAAGUGCCCAAUCUGUUCUCCAAUGAAGAGAAGAUCGAAGUGGUGGAGAAGAUGGCCCAGAUUGACAAGCAGAGGGACAAAGCUGUCCAAACCGAUGGCUCUCCAGUGGCUCUCUUUAACUUUUUCGUCACGACCUGUAAAGACCAGCUCCACAUUGUGCUGGCCAUGUCGCCCAUUGGAGAGGCUUUGAGAACCCGCAUCCGAAAGUUCCCUUCGAUCGUCAACUGCUGUACCAUUGAUUGGUUCCAACCCUGGCCAGAGGAUGCUCUGCUGGCGGUGUCAUCUCGUUUCCUGGCCAGCGAGGAUCUGACUGCCCUGGAACGUCGCACAGCCAUCGAUAUGUGCAUGGAGUUCCACAUCUCCACCCAGAUCUUGUCCGCCAAAUUCUUCUCGAGACUGCACCGCUACAACUAUGUCACCCCGACCUCGUAUCUGGAGUUGAUUCAGACCUUUAAGGCGCUGCUGAGUCAAAAGAGAAACAACAUUACCACGAACCGAAACCGCUACUUGACUGGCAUUUCUCAGCUGGACAUUGCUGCCCAGCAGGUGGCUGUGAUGCAGGAGCAGUUGAUUGCCCUAGAGCCCAAGCUGAAGGAGGCAUCCGAGAUUGUGGCCGAGCAGGUUGCCAAAGUCACGGCGGACAGCAAGCUGGCCGAGGAGCAGAGAGAAAUAGUCAAGAUGGACGAGAUGGCUGCCAAGGAACAGGCGGCGGUGGCCCAGGAAAUCAAAGAGGAGUGCGAUGCGAAACUGGGUGAAGCCCUGCCCAUUCUUGAGUCAGCCCUGGCCGCCUUGAACACCCUGACCACUGCCGAUAUUGCUGUGGUCAAGACCAUGAAGAGCCCGCCCAUUGGCGUGAAGAUUGUGAUGGAAGCCGUUUGUAUUCUCAAAGACGUGAAGCCGGAUAAGGUGCCUAAUCCGAGUGGCGUGGGCACUGUGGAGGAUUACUGGGGGCCCUCGAAACGUGUGCUCAGCGACAUGAAGUUCCUGGACAGUCUGCUCAACUUCGAUAAGGAUAAUAUUCCGCCCGAGGUGAUGAAGAAGUUGGGUCAGCGAAUUCUCAACAACGAGGCAUUCGAUCCGGAUAAGAUUAAGAGCGCCUCGACGGCCUGCGAAGGUUUGUGCCGUUGGGUCAUCGCCUUGACCAAAUACGACGUGGUGGCCAAGGUGGUGGCGCCCAAAAAGAUUGCCCUGGCGGAGGCCGAGGCCACCUACAAUGCGGCCAUGAAGACGCUCAACGAGAAGCUGGCCCAGUUGGCCAGGGUGGAGGCCAAUCUGGCAGCCAUCCAGAAGAUACUAGACGAGCAGCUGCGUCAAUACGGAAUCUUGCUGGCGGAGCACGAGGCUUGCACCAAGAAAUUGCAGCGUGCCCAGGAGCUCAUCUCUGGGUUGGGCGGCGAAAGGACUCGGUGGUCGGAGACGGCCAAAAACCUACAGGCUAGCUUCAAGAGCGUCACCGGGGACGUGCUGAUCUCGUCCGGCGUGGUGGCCUAUUUGGGACCCUUCACCAUUGAUUUUCGACUGGACCAGAUAAAGGCGUGGGUGAAAAAGUGCCUCGAUUAUGGUGUAACCUGCACCCCCGACUUCCAGCUGGCCGUGGUCCUCGGAGAACCGGUUGAGAUUCGUUUUUGGAACAUAUGCGGCCUGCCCACGGACGCCUUCUCAGUGGAGAGUGCCAUUAUGAUGAAGAAUGCCCGCCGCUGGCCUCUGAUGAUUGAUCCUCAGGGUCAGGCCAACAAAUGGAUCAAAAACUAUGAGAAGAACAAUAAGCUGUGUGUGAUUCGUCUCAACCAGGCCGACUAUACACGAGUCAUGGAGAACGCCAUACAGUUUGGGCUGCCGGUGCUCCUGGAAAACAUUGGCGAGGAGUUGGAUCCCAUUUUGGAGUCAGUUCUGCUGAAGCAACUGUUCAAGCAGGGCGGAGCACUCUGCAUCAAGCUAGGUGACUCUGUGAUUGAGUAUAAUCACAGUUUCAGAUUCUACAUGACCACCAAACUGCGAAAUCCCCAUUACCUGCCCGAGGUGGCUGUGAAGGUGACCCUGCUAAACUUCAUGAUCACCAAUCAGGGCUUGCAGGAUCAGUUACUGGGCAUAACGGUGGCCCGAGAACGUCCUGAUCUGGAGGCGGAAAAGAACAACCUGAUUGUCCAGGGAGCGGAGAACAAGCGCAUGUUGAAGGAGACUGAGGACCAGAUUCUGGAGGUACUCUCCUCAGCCGAGAACAUUCUGGAGGACGAGACGGCUGUUCAGAUUCUGAGCUCGGCCAAGGCCCUGGCCAAUGACAUCAGCGAGAAGCAGAUUAUUACGGAGGCUACCGAGAAGCAGAUCGACAUUGCCCGCUUGAGCUAUGUGCCCAUAGCCGAGCACUCGACCAUAUUGUUCUUUACGAUAGUGGAGUUGGCCAACAUUGAUCCCAUGUACCAGUACAGCCUGGUGUGGUUCGUCAAUCUGUACAUGUCGUCGAUUGAUAACACGGAAAAGGUGGACGACAUUGCGGCACGUCUAUUGGAUUUGCGGAAUCACUUCACCUACAGCCUCUACGUCAACAUCUGUCGCAGUCUGUUCGAGCGUGAUAAGCUGCUGUUUUCGCUCAUAUUGAACAUCAACAUGAUGAAGCACGAAAACAGGAUUGACAAUGCCGAAUGGAUGUUCCUUUUGACAGGUGGCAUUGGCCUGGAGAAUCCCCACAAAAACCCCACAACCUGGCUGGGUGUCCAGAACUGGGAUGAGCUCUGUCGCCUUACCAAUUUGCCCAACUUUAGUGGCAUUCGGGAGAACUUUACCGACAAUCCGGGCAUAUUUAAAUUGUUUUUUGAUUCUAAAAUGCCACAGGAUUUCAAGGAAGUCCCGCCCGCCUGGGAAAAGCGUCUAACUGUAUUCCAGAAACUACUGCUUCUUCGGGUCUUCCGGCCGGAUAAGCUGGUGCCGGCUGUGCUCAAUUUCGUGUCUGGAGAAAUGGGCCAGCGGUUUGUGGAUCCGCCGCAAUUCGAUCUUGCAGCUUCUUUUGGUGACUCGCACUGCUGUGUUCCGUUGAUAUUCGUCUUGACCCCCGGCUCGGAUCCCACGGCUACGCUUUUGAAGUUUGCCGAGGACCAGGGCUUCGGCACCAAUCGUUUGUUCUCGUUGUCCUUGGGCCAGGGACAGGGACCCAUUGCCAUGAAGAUGAUAGACGAAGGCGUCAAAAUGGGCAACUGGGUGGUGUUGCAGAACUGCCAUUUGGCGGCUAGUUUCAUGCCCUCCCUGGAGAAGAUUUGUGAGAACCUGCUGCCGGAUUCCACGCAUCCGGACUUCAGGCUGUGGCUCACCUCCUACCCGGCGGAGCACUUCCCGGUGGUGGUGCUUCAGAACGGCAUCAAAAUGACCAACGAACCACCCAAGGGCCUGCGCUCCAACAUCAUGCGCUCGAUGAUCAGUGAUCCGAUCAGCGACCCGGAGUGGUAUGAGUCCUGCACCCAGCCGAGGAUCUUCAAGCAAUUGAUCUACUCGCUGUGCUUCUUCCACGCCGUCAUCCAGGAGCGGCGGUACUUUGGGCCAAUCGGCUGGAACAUUCCCUAUGAGUUCAACGAAACGGAUCUCAGGAUAUCCCUGAUGCAGUUGCGGAUGUUCCUCAACCAAUACGAGACCGUCAACUACGAUGCUCUGCGGUACUUGACAGGUGAGUGCAACUACGGAGGACGUGUCACUGAUGACUGGGAUCGCCGCACGCUGAGGACCAUUCUGGACAGAUACUACUGCCCCGAGAUCAUUGAUCUGGAGAAGCCGCACUUCCUCGACGACAGUGGCUUGUACUACAUCCCGGUGUUCAAGGAGGUGGACUUGUAUUUGAAUUACACCCGUGAGUUGCCGCAAAUCUCGUCGCCGGCCAUCUUUGGAUUCCAUGCCAAUGCAGACAUAAUGAGGGACCAGAAGGAGACGGAUAUGUUGCUCUCGCACACUUUACUAACUCAGGACACCAGCUCGGGCGGCGACGACAGCGGCAGUUCCAAGGCCCUCACACCCGAGGAGGUCGUCACCAAUGUGGCCACCGACAUCCUACAGAAGCUGCCCAAGCUGUUCGACCGAGACGCCGCCUUGCUCAAGUAUCCGACCUUGUACCAUCAGAGUAUGAACACCGUGCUGGUCCAGGAGAUGGUGCGAUUCAACGUGCUUCUGAAUACCAUUCGAACAAGUCUGAUUACGCUCAGGAAGGGUAUCAAAGGCUUGGUCGUCAUGUCUGCCGCCGUGGAAGCUGUCUACAAGUCCGUCUUGAUAGCCAAAAUACCGGCAAUGUGGGCUGGAAAAUCCUAUCCAAGUCUGAAGCCUCUGGGUAGCUAUGUUACAGAUUUUCUGCGACGUCUUGAGUUCCUGCAGAACUGGUUUGAUCAUGGAGCUCCCUCGACGUUCUGGCUGUCCGGCUUCUUCUUCACCCAGGCCUUUUUGACGGGCGCCCAGCAGAACUACGCCCGAAAAUACGUGAUAUCUAUCGAUUUGCUAGCUUUCGACUACGACGUUCUUUCGCUGGAAGAGACCCAAAUCCAGGGCCUGAAAGCUCCCGAUGACGGUGUCUUUGUGUACGGGAUAUACCUGGAGGGCGCCCGAUGGGAUCGCGUUGGCAAGUAUCUGGCCGAAUCGCGGCCCAGGGAGCUGUUUGAUACGAUGCCUCUGAUUUGGUUGAAGCCGCUUAAACGGGUUGAUCUGCCCGAUCGGCACAACUACCUUUGUCCCUUGUACAAAACGGCAGAGCGGCGGGGAGUCCUGUCCACCACAGGACACAGUACUAACUUUGUGGUGGCCAUGUUGCUGCUUUGCAAUCCCAGUACCCCGACCUCCCAUUGGAUCAUUCGGGGUACGGCACUGCUCUGCCAGCUGAGCUUCUAAGAGUUUUUGGUUUGUUCGGCUUGAAAAUGUAUAUUUCUUAAAUAUUAUGUGGUGGCUAAAAUAAACGUGAAG
Messenger RNA from Drosophila bipectinata, 12228 nucleotides. RefSeq names its product Dynein heavy chain at 36C (gene Dhc36C). NCBI's taxonomy places the organism in Eukaryota, Metazoa, Arthropoda, Insecta, Diptera, Drosophilidae. Gene Ontology annotation, molecular function: minus-end-directed microtubule motor activity; ATP binding; ATP hydrolysis activity. Gene Ontology annotation, cellular component: dynein complex. Gene Ontology annotation, biological process: microtubule-based movement. The record is from RefSeq and is a predicted model, not a curated record.